Messenger RNA from Sinocyclocheilus grahami, 672 nucleotides. It is a transcript of the gene fgf10b, whose product is annotated as fibroblast growth factor 10b. The transcript has 3 exons. NCBI's taxonomy places the organism in Eukaryota, Metazoa, Chordata, Actinopteri, Cypriniformes, Cyprinidae. The record is from RefSeq and is a predicted model, not a curated record. Gene Ontology annotation, molecular function: growth factor activity. The coding region runs from base 1 to 597 and encodes 198 amino acids.
AUGAGGAGAUGGACAGUGAGUAACAGUGUGUCUGCAUGCUGGUCGGUGUGUGUCGUCUAUCUUCUCGCCGUCUCCGUGAUCUUCGCGUCCAGCGUCACCUGUCGCAGCGCAUGUCCCGUGCAGCGGGCGCUCAGGGUCGCCAACUCCUCGUCCGCCUCCACCUCCGGCCGGCAUGUGCGCAGCUACGUGCACCUCCAGGGAGAUGUGCGCCAGCGGAAGCUCUUCUCCUUCCAGAAGUUCUUCCUUAGGAUCGGGAAAGACGGCAGAGUCAACGGCACCAAGAGCAAAGACGAUCCCUACAGUAUUCUGGAGAUCACAUCAGUGGAUGUUGGGAUCGUUGCCAUCAGAGGUAUCGGCAGUAACCUUUACCUGGCUAUCAGUAAGAAGGGAGAACUGUAUGGAGCGAGAAACUAUGGUGUAAACUGCCGUCUGAAGGAGCGCAUCGAGGAGAACGGGUAUAACACAUACGCAUCCGCGGAGUGGAGGAACAAGAAGCGCCAGAUGUUUGUAGGUCUGAGUGCUCAUGGAAGGCCUCUGCGCGGGAGAAAAACCCGCAGGAAGAACACAGCUACACACUUCUUACCCAUACUGGUGUGACUUUUGUUCAUAAUGCUGACGGGACGGAGAGAGCUCGGUGAUAAAGACUUUGUCCACACGUGACUCUCUGUAGCG